AAAAGUAGACGGAGGCAGAGGCAGUGACUGAGGCAGGCACAGUGAGCAGCAUACAGAUCAGGGAAACUCACUCGCCACUUUGUGCACUGAUGUCUGGGGAAGCUUCCUGUCUUCAGGAAUGGUGAGGCUUUUGCGGACCAAUGGAAGAGCGGCAGUGAGGAUGCAACUGUGAUCCAGGAAAAAACAAGCCAUUGUUUCUGGGACGUUGAAGAAGUGUGACGUCCCUCCUGCCGGCUCUGCGUGCUCGGCCCAACGGUCCACUGAAGGAGCUGGGAACCCCAUUGACACGACAGAUACUCCCGUGAGAAUGAGUGGGGUGGUCAAUAUAAAGUCAGGACCCCGUGGGCCUUCCUCUUCAGGAAUCCCCCUCCCCACCAGCCUGCUCCCCUCUUCUCCAAAAGCAGAUCCCCGUCGGCGGGGCUCUGACCUGCCCAAGCCCUUAACACAGACCCCUAAACACACACCCACACACACACCCUCCCACUCUCCGUUACUCUGCACGCGAAACUCUGGCAUACCCGGGUCUUCCUCCAGGAACCACCUGAGGGAUGGCAGUCUGAAAAGUCAACUCUUCCAGCGGACAGGAGCUCUCCCCGUUCCUCAGGUAUCACGCUCUGCCUAUAGCAGUCCCCUGACCCAGCGCCGAGUCCCAACACCGCACUCAAAAGACACACUGGACCUGAGAAAACCUAUGCCAGCUCACACCCCGUCAGAGUUCACACAUGACGGGAAUCGCAACAGAGGUGUUUUCACCAAUAAGAACCAAGCAUGGGGUGCCAGCGGCCUGCGUCCACCACUGCUCCUCAGAGACAACUCCAACACGGCAGUGCAGGAAGAUAGGCAGGCCGUGCCUGCAAGGAUGGAGGAGCCUCCAGAAAAACAUCUACCUCAGUCCGAUAUGGGGAACAACGAUAACGUUCGUCUUGCUGUGGCUCAGUCAAGCUACAAGCAUGCCAUCAAAGGCCACAGUGACUCUGCCAGUCAGUCAGACGAGGAGAUGGAGUCCCCCGAGGACAGCAGUCCAGCGUCUCCUCCUGAUCUUCUGCUCCUGCCAUUCCACACAUUCAACUCGCCACCAAAGUCCAUUGCUGAAACACAAGAUCACAACAAAGACACGCACACCCCGAAAGUCAACAUGGCUACUGUCGCACCCUUCAGCUACAGGCUGCCUCUACAGGGGAGUGACUUUAUCGUGGACGAGCUGAGCGACUGUUCAUCCGGAUCCAUAGAAGUGUGCUGUGAUGACCUAGCCCCAGGAGGGAUGCUGGAGGCUAAUGUGGCUAACAUUAGCAUGACAGCUAAGCCCAGAGAGCUGGACCUAAGGUCUGCAGCUGUCUCUUGCCAGGACACUUCAGCCCAGGCCAUGGCCUCUAGGAAGCCACAGGCCAAGCCCUCUGCUCUGCCUCAGGUACCGUCACGUCCCUCUGGGUCGGAGCUCAAGGUGUACCGGCCCACCUCUGGAUCUAUUCCCAUUCCGGUCCCCAAUCCCUCCAUGCUCCGCAAGCAACGAUCCCUUAACAACUUGUGUGUACUCACUGAUGCAGAGAAGAAGCUGCACCUGUACCAGUCUCCCCAAUGGAACGAGGACACUAACCGGCCCGGAGCGGGGACCAACAAAGCGGGCCAGACUAAGACGGGUCAAGCAGGUAGUGGGAAGCAGCCGCUUUCCCGGACCCUGUCAAAGUCAGAACAAUCUCUGUUUCAGGGGAAGCCCAAAUCAUACGGCUCCUCGGCUGUGUUGUCAAAUGUAGGCAAACCGAGUCGAAUUCCAGCACCUGGUAAACCUCGGGGACCUUACGCUGAAGUUAAGCCUAUCAGCAAGACCUCUGAAGGGGGGAAAAGUUCAAACAUAGACCCUGCUGAUCACCCUUCUAAAGCUAACUUCACUGGAGCUGGGAGUACUGGAACUAAUGGCAAGAAAUCAGGGGAGAAAGUGCGAUCCGGAGCACAGCCAACAGAAGAGAAGAGAGACAAGAAAGAGACAGAAGGAGAAGAUGAUAAGGGCUUCCUAAAGGUGGACCCGGAGUUAGUUGUGACAGUUCUGGGAGACCUGGAACAGCUGCUCUUCAGUAAAAUGCUGGAUCCAGAAUCCCAGAGGAAAAGAACGGUGCAAAAUGUUCUGGACCUUCGACAGAACCUGGAGGAAACCAUGACCAGCCUUAGAGGAGUACAGCUCAGCCACAGCUGUGUGGAGGGGACCAUGUGCUACGACAGCGAUGAAGCUGCUGCAUUCUCAAUUACCAGUCUGUCAAAUCGGUCCUCUCCACUCUCCUGGCGGCAGGGUCAAGCGAGCCCCCGUCUGCAGGCUGGUGACGCUCCGUCCACAGGAGGUAAUGCACCUUCAGAUGUUCCCCUCCGGAUCAGCCACAACUCACGCAUUCACCUCAUCAAAGACCUGGCUGAUGCCGAUCCAUCGCUCCUGAAGGGAGAUUACCUCAGAGACAGUGACCUCGGUGUGAAGAUUGCAAAGGAUGAUGAGGAUGAGGAGGAUGAGGAUGACGAUGAUGAUGAUGAUGAUGAUAUUGAUGACAUUGAUGAUCUGGAGAAUGGUUGGGACGAGAGCAGCUCCAUCAGCAGUGGACUGAGUGACGGUUCAGACAACCUGAGCUCUGAAGAGUUCAUCACAAGUCCCACACUCAACUCCCUCCCUAGCACUCCCAUUGGCUCCCGCAGGAACUCAACCACUGUGAUGCGCACCGAUGCAGAGAAGAGAUGUCUCGUGGAGAGCGGUCUGUCUUGGGACUCGGACGACAACAAGCCCAGGCGCAAAAGCCAAGGCAGCAGUGCCUAUGACACAGGAAGUCUGAAGUCUGAUUCUGCCAAUAAAUGGAAAAAGACCCGAACCCAGGGGGAUGGGCUGGAAGCAGGGAAAGGGGAACUAAAGAAACCGCAGACCCUGGGUCAAGGAAACGUGUUGAAGAAAGGAAGAAACCCACCUGUGGGAGUCACGUCCCCGAUCACGCACACCUCUCAGAGCGGACUCAGAGUCGCUGGUACUGUGAAGUCAGAUGGGAAGCCCAUGGAUAAGUCUAGGUUAGCGGUGAAGACUUCAGGACUUCAGCGCUCCUCCUCCGAUGCUGGGAAAGACCAUCGAAAUGGCACCGGAGCUGGUGAGCAGCGGAAGCCCCCGUCGGGCCUGGCCCGGCCGUCAAACGGUGGAAGCUUCGGCUUUAAGAAGCACACCACAGCUACCAGCAAUGGCACAAACAAUGCCAGUACGCCCGCUGUUCUAAACACGAGUGUCAGCUCCGCACCCAGUGGCUCUGCCCCCGGGGGGAAAAUUCCCAAAACAUCUGGUAUUCCUGUCAAGCCCGGCGCGGGCAGCGGAGGACGUAAGACGAGUUUGGAUGUGUCAAACGCUGAUACAAGCGGCUUCCUGGCUCCAAAUGCCAGGACGUCUCUCCAGUACCGCUCUUUGCCUCGUCCGGCAAAAACAAGCACCCUGACACUAACCCGGCCGAGCUCUGCUCGACCAGUCAGCACCACCAUGGACGCAGGAUCUGGGCUUACCAAACUUUCCACCACAUCGCUGCAGGGCUCCCGGCUCAAAGACCCCUCCUCGGGCCUAGGUACUGGAAUAGGGUCCAUUAAGUCAGGGGGGCGUGGGAUCCCGAGCCCCGGUCCUGUCAACCAAACUGACAGAGAGAAGGAGAAAGAGAGAGCCAAAGCUAAAGUUGUAGUUUCUGACUCUGAGUUUGGAUGUAGCUCUCUGAAGGGCAGCCCGGCUCAGACCCCCUCUGAGAAUGUAGGGAAGCUUCAUGGCCUCAGACCUCCCAGUAGCAGUAAGAGCAUAGAUCUGCCAUCACCCAGCAUGCACAGGUUAUCUGGGGCACGGAGUCUGGCAAAGCCUCCAUCCAUGGCCCAUCUGGACAAGCUGAAUUCUAACAGCCUGGACGUGGAGGUUCAGGAUGCCCUGCCGCCGAAGAUCACCCCCUAUUCCAAGCUCCAAGACCUCUCUGGUUCCUCCACCAGUCCCUGCCUGACCCCCAGUCCUGCUCCAUUACUCAACGUGAACUCCUCAGCCUGCUUUUCUAGCGCCGCCAUUGGACUGGGUCCUAGGCAAGUCACUUCCCUUGGAGUUGAGGGGAGGGAAGGGAGCACGUCUCCCCUGCUGUACCCGCGCAUGUCUGGGCUGCAUCGGAGUAUGGAGUCUCUGCCGCUCCAGAUGAGUCUGGCCCCGGAGCCUCAAGAGAGAGACAAGGAUAGGGGGAGGGAGACAUUGGUUAGAGGCUACACGACCUUAGAGUCCCGAGACAAAGGCAGAGAGGAGGACAGAAGCUCUCCCUCCAGCUGGAGCUCUGGAACUAAAGUCCCAUCGACCCUCAGUGACAGUUCGCAGAGAGACAGAAACACACUGCCGAAGAAAGGUUUAAGUUUCAAUGGUGCAUGCCACGUUGAGGAGGAAGGGAAGGAGAAAGGAGAAAGGAGGCACUCUCAUACUGUCCUCAGUAUGUCUGAUUCUCUCACUCUUCCAUUGCUGUCUUCACCCACCUCGCUGCCCCGCACCUCUAAAACCAGUAUGGUUCCCAGCCCGGUCGGCGGACCUCCGAGGAUGAUUCGGUCCAACAGCAUUCCAACACAAGACGCCUCCAUGGAGCUGUACGGGGUGUCGCCGCUGGGAAGCACACUGUCUCUGGCCGAACGUCCACGCAGCAUGGGGAUGGUUCGGUCCGGAUCCUUCAGGGACAGGGAGUCCAAUGAUGAAGACAUUAACUCGCCAGUCCAUGGGUCUGUGCUCUCGCUGGCGUCCAACGCCUCAUCAAACUACUCUUCGGCUGAGGAAAAGAUUCAGGGAGAGCAAAUCCGCAAGCUGAGGAGAGAGUUGGAAUCAUCGCAGGAGAAGGUGUCUAAUCUCACCACACAGCUGACUGCAAACGCAAACCUGGUGGCCGCCUUCGAGCAAAGCUUGACGCUGAUGACAACUCGGCUGCAAAGUUUGUCAAUAAGCCAUGAACAGAAGGACUCUGAAUUGACGGAAUUGCGGGACACCAUCGACACUCUGAAGGCCAAGAAUGCAGAAGCACAUGAUGUCAUACAUGGGGCCUUAAACAACCCAGAUAACAUGAAAGACAUGCGUAUUCGACGUCAGAACUCGUGCGAGAGCAUCUCCAGUCUGAACAGCUUGACUAGUAUGUCGAGUGUGGGCAGCUUGAAGGAUCAAGAGGCCAAGAAGAAGAAAAAGAAAAGCUGGCUGAGGAGCUCCUUUAACAAGGCUUUCAGCAUUAAGAAAGGCCCCAAAACCUACUCGGACAUCGAGGAAAUCACCACCCCAGACUCCUCAGCUCCCAACUCUCCGAAGAUGGCUCAUGAAGGGGGCGAGGCAGGCGAGAACCCACCCUCAACCCUCCAAACCUCUGCUGCCAUGUCUUCGGUGAUCAUGGAAACGGCAGAGGAGGGAGACGGCAGCGAGACGGCGGUAUCAGACCUACGCUCAGAGCUCUGGGAGAAAGAGAGGGAACUGACAGACAUCCGACUAGAGGCCUUAAGCUCUGCACAUCAGCUGGAGCAGCUCCGAGAAGCCAUGAACAACAUGGAGUCAACAGUGGAGAACCUGAAGGUGGAAAACGACCACUUGAAAACAGGAAGUCAGCCGCAUCCCCUCGGCGCGGGACCCACCUCCUCCACCUCGCAGCCCUCAGGCCUCGCCUCUCUGCUGGGGCCCUCGCUGAAGCAACCAAUGAGCAUGUCCCUCACUAAGUCUUUCAGCCUGAGUCUGAGUGAAUGUAAAGAUCCAGAGGUGACUCCCGGUGAUUUUCCAAGCUUGUCUUCUCAACAAGAAGAACAAUGUGUAAAAGUGUUUGUCCAUAUUGGAGAUCAAUUAGAGGACAGCAAACAGCAGCAGGAGUUCUACCUGGCCUCGGUGUCGGUCGGCACAAAGACUGACUGGACCUCUCUCGACUCACUCAUCUCCAAGAUCUUCAGAGACUAUUUAAGUCAGGUGGACCCAACAGCCAGCCUGGGUCUGACUGGUGACUCCCUGCAUACGUACCAGUUUACUCACGGAGGGCAGCGGGUGAUCGGAGGAGACCGACCCCAGGCCUCACCUUAUCAAUGUCUUGGCAACGGUCCUGCUAAAAUUUCUGUCACUUUGAAAGGUCUCAGAGAAAAAUGUGUUGACUCACUGGUGUUUGAGACUCUGAUUCCUAAGCCCAUGAUGCUGCACUACAUCAGCCUGCUGUUGAAACACAGACGCCUGGUUCUGUCUGGCCCCAGCGGCACCGGAAAGACGUAUCUGGCCCAGCAUCUGGCCCGCCAUCUCCUGCAGCGCAGUCGGGCGGACUCGUCAGAUCUGGACCAUGAGCCAUGCAUCCCGCAUCGCAGCACUGCUGUCACCUUCAACAUGCACCGGCAGUCACAGAAGGAUUUGCAGUUGUACCUGUCGGAUCUGGCAAACCAGAUUGAUAGAGAGAGCGGAGAAGAGGUGCCGCUGGUCGUUAUUAUAGAUGACAUUAGUGAUUCGGCAGCCAUCACAGAGCUUGUAAACGGAGCGCUCACCUGCAAGUAUCACAAAUGUCCGUACAUCAUCGGAACAACCAAUCAGCCUGUGAAGAUGAAUUCCAACCAUGGCCUCCACAUCAGCUUCAGAAUGGUGAUGUUUUCCAACAAUGUGGAACCGGCAAACGGGUUCCUGCUAAGGUACCUUCACCGUAAAGCUGUGGAGGCCUACCAGGACGAGGAGCAGGAUGCUGGACGGCGCCAGGCUCUUCUCCAUGUUCUCGACUGGAUCCCUCAGCUCUGGUACCACCUGCACACUUUCCUGGAGAAACACAGCACAUCAGACUUCCUCAUAGGUCCCUGCUUCUUCCUGUCGUGCCCAGUCUCAGUGGCGGAGUUCAGGCAGUGGUUCAUCGACCUGUGGAACCACUCCAUCAUACCUUACCUCCAGGAGGGAGCCAAAGACGGCAUCAAGGUGCAUGGUCAUAAGGCAGUAUGGGAGGAUCCGGUGGAGUGGGUCAGAGGAACCCUUCCCUGGCCCAAUGCACAGCAAGACCAGUCGAAGCUCUUUCACCUACCUCCUCCCAGUAUAGGCCCACCCGGUGAGGAGAAGAAGCCCCCCAAAGAUACUCCUCCCCCCAGCACACUGGAGUCAGAUCCACUGAUGGCCAUGCUGCUGAAGCUCCAAGAGUCGGCCAACUACAUCGAGUCUCCAGAGAGGGAAGGCAGUCUGGAUCCCACUUUGCAGGCCACACUCUGAGCCGACCGGCAAUAAAGCUUAGGAACUACAGACUACAUUUCUGGCUGAUGUGAAAUGAGAAUUUUAAGGACUCGGUCUUGAGCUUUAUCGUGUGCUCAGUGAGCAGUUUCAAAGCUAAAUGUAAAGAGAGUGAUUAUGGGCAUAUAGUUUGCUUUGCCCUGCUAUCACAACGUUGGAAAGACAAUUAAACUGCUUUCAUAGGAAGCUGUGAUGAUCACGUCAGGGGACGACAUGGACUCGUCCCUCCUUUUGCCUCAGUUUGUCCCAGAUGGAUUGUUAAAUCUGCAAGUGCAUGGUAACAAGGAUACUUCAAUGCAAAAAUAUUACCUAUAAUCUUGUUGAUCAAGACCCAUUUAUUCUUUUUAUGUUGUUUUUGUUUUGACUGCCACGAGCUUCACAACUACUGGUGCUCACAGGUUCUCUUUGAAGGCACAUGCUUCAUUUCAAAGUAGGACAUCACUCGAUAACAGCCAAAAUGCACUUUAUUUUCUACUUGUAAUAAUUGGAUUUCAUUGUGCUGUGUCGGUGACUGUGUGUGGAUAGACUGGGGGACUGUCGGUUGGGCCUAAAGGUGCAGUUCAUGAGUAAAUCCUGCAGAUGGCAGUGUUCACUGGCUUCUGUCUUAGGUCUCUACUUCUGUGCUUUCUGUCUGCAAAAGGUGCUCAGCAGAAUACAACAUAUUCAAACACAAGAUUACGAACAUGGUUUGUUUUCUUUUAUUAUUCCUGCUCAGUCAUUAUGCUGUUUAAUGACUCAAAUAUCAGAACUGUGAAGCUGUAAGCGGAUCAUGCAUGGGUGAUUAUUGGAAUUAAUCAGUUUCAGGGUGAAUCUGUGAAGAAAAUAUUGUCGUCUAUGGACUCAGUUAAGCACGACGAUGAUCUCAUGACCACAGAAACUGCUUGUUGAUCAAGUGUACCAUUUCUGGCUAUGCUUACAUGCAGUAUAUUCUGUAUUUAGAUCACUUUUAAAACACAACCUUUUCUUGUAAAAGCUGAAGAUGCAGGUGUAAAGUCUUGAUUUUAUAGGAUUUGGUAUUCGCUGCAUCUGCUUUAUGAACAAAAUUCGAAGCCUGAGAACAGUUGACAGAACUCUCGGUUCAUUUUUUUACAGAUAAAAGGAAGUGAAAACGUGAAAUAAGAAACAUUUUCCUUCCUCUUUUUUUUUUUUUACAUCUUGUGAAAAUGUAAUUCAAAUUUUAAAUGAUUUUCCUUCUCGUAAAUUGUUUUAAAUUAGGAUGAGGAGGCUAAGAUUGAAUCAAAUUUUGCUUGCUCCUAUUUCUAUCCUUUAAUUAAUUUGCACAUGUGAUUUAUUGGAAAGUUGUAGAUUGCAGUAUUUAUUGCUCACAUCUUGACUGUUAUAUUAUGACAGAAGAAAGUUCUGAUAGAGGAUGAAGCUGUUGGGAGAGAACCUCCAUGCCCCUGAAGUACCUCAGACUGCCAUAUUCUGUCCAGAUGUUCCAGUGCUUUCCUUUGAAAACGCUGGUGUAAAGCAGAGACAUGAUGCCUAAGUUUAUCUGUGCCUGAAACACAGCUUGGCCUAAAGCGGCUUUUGAGCUGCUCGGAUCUACUACACGGAGGCCUCGAUUUCGAGGAAAUACGGUAACUUCCUACUCUGAUGUCACUUUAAUGUUGUCACCUUGUUGCCCAUAUUUUGGGUGCGGAGUGGGUUGUCGGUAUGGACCUUUAGCAGGUAGAUAAGCUGUUACUAAAAAUGACGUGUCAGAUAAUCCUGCAGUGAAUGGGAAUACGUAUCAUGACUGGGCUGCUUGUGUGGAAAUUGACACAUUUUUAAACAGAAGCAUUACCUGCGUCAUUGAGAAAUUGCCUGAAAGUGGCAAGCAGUGUAAUAACGGAUUUCAGCUUUGGGAUGUAAUAUCAGUACAUGGCUCCCUGGUGUGAUUCAAAAGUUAUUUUGUUAGGUUUUUUUUUCAUUGGACCUACCAUGCUUAAACCUUAUCAAAGGAGAGAUUUUUAAUACCUGGUUAUCUUCCUCUGUUCACAUCGUUUUUAAGAACUUAAUUUUUUUUUCUUAUGCAAAUAUUUGUACAUUUUUCUCUCUCUUUUGUACAUGGCAUCACUAUUGUAAACAUUGUAAAUAGUCACUGCAUCUGCGACAACAAUCACUAGAACUGAGAUCUAUGAGAAGUGUGGCUCCUGUAUGCAGAAAAUGGGCGACCUUUAUGGUUUUAAUGUCUUCCUCCAAUAGGAAGGAGCACUUGGCUUGAAAGAGGGUUUAAUAAUGGUUGUAUGGCAUGUCUCAAUAACCACAUCAAAUCCCAUAUGUCUAACGUAGAGCAAUGUACUUAAUAAAGACAUGCCAUUCUUCACACCACUACCUGUCGUGUUGUAUGUUUGUAUACUUCUGUCCACUGGGGGGCGCUGCAGACUAUUUUUUUGUCAAUGCUGUGUUCUAUCCAGUCACCAUUUCCCCGGAUGACAAUUUAUG
Molecule: messenger RNA, 9640 nt
Organism: Cololabis saira (Pacific saury)
Lineage: Eukaryota; Metazoa; Chordata; Actinopteri; Beloniformes; Belonidae
Product: neuron navigator 1-like
Exons: 33
Coding region: 308-7195 (2295 amino acids)
Biological process (GO): neuron migration; microtubule bundle formation; nervous system development
Cellular component (GO): microtubule cytoskeleton; axon initial segment
Molecular function (GO): ATP hydrolysis activity
Source: RefSeq, a predicted model, not a curated record